GCGGCGGGACGGAGACAGUUUCAAAGGCAAGUGGCUUGGUUGCUGCGCCUGCGGCGGGAUGAAGCUGCACUGCGAGGUGGAGGUGGUCAGCCGGCACUUACCAACCUUGGGGCUGAGGAACAGGGGCAAGGGCAUCCGGACCGUGUUGAGCCUUUGUCAGCAGUCGCCCAGGAGUCAGCUGCGGCCCGCCUGCCUGCUCAUCUCCACCAUGAAGGACAAGCGCGGGACCCGCUACGAGCUAAAGGAGAACAUUGAGCAGUUCUUCACCAAAUUUGUGGAUGAAGGGAAAGCCACUGUCCGGUUAAAGGAACCGCCUGUGGAUAUCUGUAUAAGUAAGGCCAAUUCCAGCAGUUUAAAGGGUUUCCUUUCAGCUGUGAGACUGGCUCAUCGAGGCUGUGAUGUUAACACACCACUAUCAACAUUCACACCAGUGAAGACUUCAGAAUUUGAAAAUUUUAAAACCAAAAUGGUCAUCACAUCCAAGAACAACUAUCCUCUAAACAAGAGUUUUCCAUAUUCUCUGGAACAUCUUCAGGCUUCUUAUUGUGGGCUUGUCCGAGUUGAUACACGUAUGCUUUACUUGAAAAACCUUAAGAAAUUAGACUUGAGUCACAAUCAUAUAAAAAAGCUUCCAGCUAUAAUUGGAGACCUCAUACAUCUUCAAGAACUUAACCUAAAUGACAAUCACUUGCAGUCAUUUAGUGUGGCUUUGUGUCAGUCUACACUCCAGAAGUCACUUCGAAGUUUGGAUCUCAGCAAGAACAAAAUUAAGGCACUCCCUGUGCAGUUUUGCCAGCUCCAAGAACUUACAGAUUUAAAACUUGAUGAUAAUGAAUUGAUUCAGUUUCCUUUCAAGAUAGGCCAAUUAAAAAACCUUCGUUUUUUGUCAGCAGCUCGAAAUAAGCUUCCAUUUUUGCCUAGUGAAUUUAAAAGUUUAUCCCUUGAGUACUUAGAUCUUUUUGGAAAUACUUUUGAACAACCAAAAGUCCUUCCAAUUAUAAAGCUGCAAAUGCCAUUAACUUUACUGGAAUCUUCUGCAAGAACCGUACUAUAUAAUAGGCUUCCAUAUGGCUCUCAUAUCAUUCCUUUCCAUCUUUGUCAAGAUUUGGAUACUGCAAAAACCUGUGUUUGUGGAAGAUUUUGUCUAAAUUCUUUUAUUCAAGCAACUACCACCAUGAAUCUACACUGUGUUGCUCACACUGUGGUCUUAGUAGAUAAUAUGGGUGGAACUGAAGCACCUAUUAUCUCCUACUAUUGUUCUCUAGCCUGUUUUGUAAAUUCCUCUGAUAUGUUAAAGUAAUUGGUGAUACCAGAAAAAUUUGUUUAGUUACAGAUCAGUUUUGGAUUUAUGAUUUAACUGUCAAAUCAUAAGGGAAGCUUUUGUAUACUUGCUUGUAAAGAGGACUGUGUAUUCUAACAUCAUUUGAUUCUAUUUCAUUGAAACCAAAUUUAG
This is a messenger RNA of Castor canadensis (American beaver), 1453 nucleotides long. It is a transcript of the gene Lrr1, whose product is annotated as leucine rich repeat protein 1. Gene Ontology annotation, molecular function: protein binding. Lineage: Eukaryota; Metazoa; Chordata; Mammalia; Rodentia; Castoridae. The record is from RefSeq and is a predicted model, not a curated record. Gene Ontology annotation, cellular component: cytoplasm.